CAGUAGCACAAAAAAAACCCCCCCGAAUCAAUGGCAAUUUGAAGUGGAAAUGGAAAAUGUGUGGUGUGGUGAAAUUAAAAUUCAUUGAGUGUGUGUAAUCAACCCAACAUAAGAGGCAAAUGAAAACCUCACCUUUCGGCCGGAAAAACAGAGCCAUGAAGCCCCCCCUCGGUGUGUCCUGGCAGCUGGGGCCGUUUAUUAAACAGUAGCCCAUCCUUUCGUUGUAAUUACCUUUCCUAAUCAACUUCCCCGCAAGGCUUCAGCCAUUGAUGCAAAAAGGAGUUUUGCGCCCUGUUUUGUGACUUUAAGCAUGCAAUAACGUAUCAGCACACACAUCGCGCAACUGCGUAAGCGUGCCGAAUCCUUAGAAACGGGAUUUCAUUUCCUCGCACAAAGCGUCUGUUCCGUAUGCCGCAGUGGGCAAGUGUUCGGUCGAGCCGCGUGCCGUGAAACGGUUAAUUGAACAGUGAUGCCAACGCCAUGACGUCGUGUGCUUGAGAAGUGUAAUGGCAUUUACUGCUUUUGCGGAAGCAUCAUCAGCCACGGAAACCGCGUGACGCGAGCUCGAAAGAUAGUCUUUAAGCACAUUUCACACGAUUGACGUCGCACCACAGAUGUUGUCAAUCGCUCUAGAGAGAGAAAGGGCUUGGAAUGCCGCAGGGAGCAGGAGUUUGCUUGUGUCUAGAACAUUCCAACGAUCAUGGACGGCAAGAUCAACGAUGAUCUGCUGUCGCUGCUGCUGCUGCUGCUGCACCAUUGUCCUAAGGAUUCGCUCGGUUGGUUGAAUUUCAAAUGAGCACACAGCUCGGGCUCCACCGUCGCUCUUGUCCCGGCGGCCCCCAAAACGCUACUGGCAGAUGCUGUGUACAUUUGCAUCGUAAGGUUUGACACGGGACGACAAACGAGAAAACUAUCCCCUGCUCUCCAACGGUGGACUCUCCUGACUGAUCAUUCAAACAUCGUGGCGUAUCGGAAAGAUGGUGGUGUGUUUGUGAAAUCCGACAGCACUUUUUGAUGACGGUUAUGAGGGACGUGUGCACAACGAUCCUUCCAAAUGCGCCAAAGGUGUAUAAAUUUUAAUCUAAAAAGCGGAACGUACGCGGACCACAGUCGUGCGUAGCCUGACAUCGGGCAGUCCCUAUUGGGACGAGUGAGGAGAUGCUGCGCACUGCGUGAGGAGAUGACAUCCGUGUCGUGAUGGAACCGAAAAUGAGAUGCCAAGGCGUCUCAAAACAAGCCAGCAGCAGAUCAUAAAGUAUAUAAGGGCAGUGCUUGAUUUACAUAUCCUUCUCCCACUCCACCAUCCCACAGCAAAGGUUGCUGUGGUUGAUAGCGGAAAAAAGGUCGUCGCUCACAGCCGAGGAAUCGAUCGCGGCUGUAUUCUAAUGCGAUCUUUGUGCUUUUCUGUCCAGUUUUAAUAUCAAGCUAAAGCCAUUACUGACUGAGCAUCAUAUCACAUCAGCAUUUAAGGCCGCACACCGUUGGCUAUUUAUUUCUCAUCCCUUACGCCGGGCUUUUACUUUCAACAAUAGCACUACACGGUCGGCAACAAUUGUUUGUUAAACUUUUCGCUUUCAUGAUGUUUCAAAAUAGAACGACACUUUUCGACUUCCUCCUUCCGGGCAUUACUCCCUUCCAAGCAAGCAGCAAGAAGAACAACCCACCGGAUACAAUGUUAGGGUGGAGGUAGCUAGGCAUUUGUGGCAUAAGUCCAACCCCAACCGACCUCCGCCACGCGUGUUGGAAAGGUGGGCGCAGCGAGUAUGAUAGCGUUCAUAACACUGCACCCAGCCACACCACUACAGCAUCACGAGCCGUAAUCGACAAAAUCCGUAAAAUUACCCUCGGCAUGUUCAAGUGUUCCAAUUGUGCUCUCCACCCGGUUCCCUAGAUGGGACGUGAAAUUAUACAUACGUGGGUGUGCGUGUGUGUGUGUGAGAGAUACUGACCAAGUUUAUAACCCACCCACCCUUGCUACAUACAUCACUUGCAGGCACAGAGUGGAAAACAGUGAUGUGGUGAGUAGCGGGACACAGCUAUAGCUUUACGCGCACGUUUUCCAACCAACGCUACGUUACCUAACGACGCGACGCGCGGGGAAUGGAGAAGGGUCACGGAAUAGAGCAUAGAGACUCAGAUUACGAGGAAAAGCGAUAGAAAGACGCACGAUACAGGGGUGGAGAAUGUCGGAAAAGCUGAUGGAAAUGGAGCAGCCCGGUGUGGAGCACACGGGAACGCAAAGGGACAGCGUUGCGGCUCGGCCCCGAGAAAAUUGUCUACACAAGCAAGCAGGGAUCUGGGCCGGCGGACAAAACAAAAACAGCAGCAGGGAGGGCUACCUUUGCCACAUUGUUUGCAUACACACAGUCGACUGACGGUGAAGAAUGUUUUCAUCGAACCGGGAUGAAGAUGUUGCGGCACUAUUUUAAACGCAAGGAGCCAAUGCUGGAUUCAUGUGGAUUCAUUGAGGAAAGUUUCAAUUGAUUUAUUUCUAGAUCUAGUCAGAAAUAGUGAACCUCACUUACUUCAGAACAGGUUAUUCAUAUCCAGGACACAUUUGUGUAUUGAUGAAGUGGUAAUGGAGAAUGGAGGACAGACUUUUGUACCAUUUUUGGAAACAGAUUGGUGCUCGACAAACUCUCCAUCUUCGGUACUGUUUCGCAUAACAUCAUACCUUUAACAAGCUAGUUUUACAGGGUUUUCUAGGGCUUCUCAUAGUUGUGGGACACUUCGUUAACGCUUUGUAAUGUGAAGUGAUCUUCAUACGAUGGAAAUUUGGACAGGCUCCUUGGAAAUUCCUAUUGGAUUUGUCCAACAAUGGUGCUAUAAACUCGAAUAGGAAUUACAUUAGAUUCAUUUCACUUAAGAGUCAAUACAGGGUUUCUCUAGCCCGGUUAAGAUCGGAAGCGAAUAAUUCGAUCACGUAGCAUACAUUUCAACAAUGCGUUUGGUAACAAUGGAAACUCAAAUAAUCUGUCAUUGGUUGCUCGGUACACGCUCGACAUUCAUUUGACAAUGUUGAAUGUUGGGAUUUUACGGAAUGGAAAUUAAGCUUACAGUGUUGAGCAGGCUAGAGAAACACUGUAAAUUGUCCCACAACUAUGACAACUCCUGGAAAACCCUGUAAAAGUCCUUCGCUAAAGCCAACACAACAUCUAUUGUAACUCGUUAUGCGUUAUGUUAUGUGGUUUGAGGGACGCUUCCCCGUAACGCUCCGUUUGGGUCGAUCAGCUGAACUUGAAAUCGCUAUUUAAUCGCACAUCUUCCCACUGAUCUUCCAUUAGAACAUGCUGUGGCGUUCUGGCCUGUGCGCGCUGCAGCACACCAACACAACUACCGGUGUCUGUGUUCUGCCUAACAAUGGCCGCCCGUUACGACACUUCUCGUGGUGCAACAUGUGACUUUCCGGUGCAUGACAAUGAAAGACACCGGUGGUGGUGGUAUAGGGUGUGUUUUUAUGGAGACUACCCCCACCACUACCGGACCCCACAGCUACCCCCUCACUCAGCACACACACACACACACACACACACACACACACACACACACCGAGGGAUGGUGUUGGACGGGGUGCUUACCAUAACACGUAAUCGAUCGUGUGUGCUGCUAUAGGCUCACUAAGUGUCUUACACCGUGAGGAAGUAUGCGUAACGCUACCCCCGGCGCGCUGUUUGCAAUCGCUUGCUCACACGUUCUACGCCAUGCUGUUCCCAUCGUUCCCCCGCAUGUUCUACACUUCACCCGGCUGGACUUUCAUUUUGUACACCGUGGUUCUGUGUGAGAGAGAGAGAGGGUUUUUUUUUUCUUUCAACUGCAGUGAGUCCCCAGGGCAGAGAAGGAACAGAAGAGCCCCCGCGUUGUACACUUUGGUCAGCAAAAUCGAGGGCAAAUUUGCUCCAUUCCUGGGCGAUCCGGACAAAAAGGAAAAAGUGAAGCAGCUUAGCAAUGGAUACGUUUGUGUGUGUGUGUGUGUGUGUGUGUGUGUGUGUGUGUGUGUGUGUGUGUGUGUGUGUGUGUGUGUGUGUGUGUGUGUGUGUGUGUGUGUGUGUGUGUGUGUUAUGAUGAUGAACGUUUGCCGCUUUGCCGUACAACCCUCUCCCUCUAGUGAGCUUCUCUGACCGUAAUCGAAAGGCAGUAUUGCCUGCCUAGUAACUAGUCAACGGUCGCACAGUGGCCGUAACGGAUGUGCAUUCAGCACCUCACAGCAAAGUGUAUCCUGGGUGCAAUUUUCUAGCUUAGUUUUCAAGUGAAUACAAUCCAGAUAGCACAGCCAUUAUUGUACAUCAUCAUGUGCUAUAUUGUAAUUUGACUAAGCAGAUCCAGACAUACGGUAGCCGCGUGCCGAGGUGCAGUGCAGUGCGUUUUAAUGUUUAACAGUGUACCGUACAAUCCCGAGUGCGAAGUGGUCGUACGCUUACGACAAAAACAUAACUCUAGUGUAAUUUUACACACACAGUAAUAGGGGUGGAGAACCUCCCGGUUUCAAGUGAGCAGUGAUUUCAGUUUUUGUUUUCAGGAAGAAACGAUAGUGCAAGAAAUAAAAAUCGCCUGACCAGGGCAGCACACAAAAUGUCCACCACCGGCAUGGAGAACCUUGAGGGUGCGGACUCGACGCACAACACCAAGGUGUCCGAUUCCGCUUACUCAAACAGUUGCAGCAACAGCCAGUCGCAAAGGAGCGGCAGCUCCAAGUCACGCCACAGUGGCAGCAACUCGUCCGGCAGCAGCGGUUACGGCGGCAAGGCGUCGACGCAGGCCAGCAGCAUUGCGCCGCUGCCCCAGGCGGCAGCCAAGCGCACCAAGGACAAGGAGCGCAAGAAGAAGAAGCUAAAGACGUCCACCGACAGUGGCACCGUACCGGCGCCGAACGGUUCCGCCGGUCCCGGUGGCGUUACGGCCGGCACGGCACCAAAUACAGCCCACGGCACGGUUGCCAACGCGAACGUCGCCAGCGAUGUCGAGCAGCAGACGCUGGCACCCGGGGGCUGCGGUGAGCCAGAACCGAUGGAAACGACCACCGGCAAUUCCUCCGUCGCCAGCGUAUCGGGCGAGCUGGGUGCCGUUGGUGCCGGAGCUGGAGGAAUGCAGACGGCGACCCACGGCGGCGAGUCGAAUGAGCAUCACGAGCUGGGCUCGGUCACCGGAGGCAAUGGGACAGCCGAGCUGGCCAGCGUGGAAGUGGCGGCCGCAGCCGCCGUGGCGCAGAUUAUUAAUGAAGAAAGCACUAAAGAUGACCGCAAACACCUGUCACAGGAACAGCUGCAUCGUUCGGGUGGCGGUGUAACGCAUGACGGUCGGCAGAAGAGUCUGGUCGCGCAAAGCAUUCUGCCUGGACCGGCGCCACUACCAGCCGGUGUAGCCUCGAUCGUGAAUUCGAUUGCGACCGGUGCCGGACUAAGAGCUGGCACCGUGUCCAGCAGUGGAACACUGUUGGGAGUGGUACAGCAGAAGCAGCAGCAGCAGCAACAACAACAACAACAGCAACAGCAGCAACAGCAGCAGCAUCACGGUGGGAUAAAUCAAUGCCAACAGAAGCAAACCCAGCAUCAUCAUCAUCACCAUGGCGCCCAUCAACAUCCCAAGCAGCAGCAUUCCUGCCUGCAGGAUCCAUCACUGGCGAAGCAAAAGCAUGUGCCACAGCAUCACUCUGCGCAACAGCAGCAGCCGCAGGAUAAGCAACACCUGCAACCGCAUCAGCAACAGCAACAGCAGCCGCAGCAGCAGCACCAGCAGCAACAACAACAACAGCAAGCCCAAACACAAUCAAACACUCCGCGCACCAACAAGCCGGACGUGGAGGAUGGCUUCUGCUGUGUCAUCUCCAUGCACGACGGGGUCGUGCUAUUCACCACGCCGAGCAUUACGCACAGCCUCGGCUUCCCCAAGGACAUGUGGCUCGGCCGAUCGUUUAUCGACUUUGUGCACCCGAAGGAUCGGGCCACGUUUGCGAGCCAGAUCACGUCCAAGGUGGUGGUGCCGCUCGGCGAAUCGAAAAGCGGCCAGAAGGACCAGAAAAACUCGCUGUACGUGAUGCUGCGCAAGUACCGGGGGCUGAAGACGGCCGGCUUUGGCGUUACCAAAACGACGGUCAACUACGAACCGUACCGGCUGGUGCUGACGUUCCGCGAGGCACCGGCGGAGAAUGCGGAAAUCAUGAGCGGCCGCAGCAUACUGCUCAUCAUCUCGGCCACCCCGGUCAAGAGCGUGUACAAGGAGCCGAACGAGUCGCUGUGCGAGCGGGACCUCAAGUUUAGCACGCGCCACACCACGUCCGGGGUGCUGAGCUACGUCGAUGGCAACUCGGUCGAAUCGAUCGGCUACCUGCCGCAGGACAUUCUAGGUCGGUCCGUCAUGGAGCUGUACCAUCCGGACGAUAUGCCGAUCCUGCGCAAAGCGUACGAAACGGUCAUGGUGAAGGGGCAGACGGCUGGAGCUUCAUUCGUCAGCCAGCCGUACCGGUUUCUGGUGAACAACGGGUGCUACAUCGUGCUGAGCACCGAGUGGACCAGCUUCGUGAAUCCGUGGUCGCGCGAGCUGGAGUUUGUGAUCGGGCACCAUCGCAUCCUGCAGGGGCCGUCGAUAGCGGACGUGUUUGCCGUGUCGCCGUUCUACUGCCAGACGCAGAACCAGUUCUCCGACGACACGCUGAAGGAGGCGAAGAUGGUGGAGGAGCAGAUACUGCGGCUGCUGAAGGAACCGGUCGCCAAGCCGUCCGACAUGGUGAAGCAGGAGGUGUCGAAGCGGUGCAAGGCGCUCGCCUCGUUCAUGGAGGAGCUGAUGGACGAGGUGGCCCAGCCGGAGCUCAAGCUGAACCUGCUGAACGAGUCGGACUUUACGUUCUCGGAGCGGGACUCGGUGAUGCUGGGCGAGAUUUCGCCCCACCACGAGUACUUCGAUAGCAAGAGCUCGUCGGAGACGCCGCCGAGCUACAACCAGCUGAACUACAACGAGAACCUGCAGCGGUUCUUCGACAGCCGGCCGGCCAUGAACAUCGAGGAGCAGAUGAAGAUGGACUCGUCCGGCGGCACGAACACGGAAACGAUCGGGGACGAGCAGUCGCACGCGGUCAGCCCCAACCAGCGCGGGUUUAGUGCGAGCGGCGGCGGGGGCAGCGGCGGGUCGGCGGGAAAUUUUAGCUCCGAAAGCAACGCGCAGAUGGACAGCACGACCAACACGACCAGCAACACGGGCGGGACGGGCGGGACGGGCACGUCGUCGGGCGGCGGGGGCAGCUUCCAGCCGCCGACGCUGACGGAGGAGCUGCUCUGCAAGCACAACGAGGACAUGCAGAAGGUGAUGCUGAAGAAGCACCGGGAGGCGCGGAUGGUGGCGCGCGGCACCGACAAGAACAAGAAGGGCCCACCGGACAAAGCCGGGUACGGGGGCGGCGCGGUCGGCCACGGGGUCAAGCGGGGCUCGUCCCACUCCUGGGAGGGGGACGCACACAAAACGAUCAAGCACCAGCACAACCCGGACGGGGGCGGUUGCUCCGCGAUGCUGCAGCAGCAGCAGCAGCAGCAGAAGAUGGGCCCGGUUGCGCCGCACGCCCUGCAGCAGCAGCUGCUGAUACAGCAGCAACAGCAGCAGCUGCAGCAGCAACAGCAGCAGCAGCAACAGCAGCAGCAAGCUCAGCAACAGCAACUGCAGCAACAGCAGCAGCAACAGCAGCAGCAGCUUUACCAGCAAACGAACAUGCACAUGCACUACAAGACGCAGCACGUCUCGCAACAGCUGCAGUACCAUCACGCACUACAAGGCCAGGGGUCGGCCGCACUGCAGCAGACGGGCGGAGGGAUACAAACCCACCUUCAGCAGCAGCAGCUGCUCCAUCAUCAACAGCAGCAGCAGCAGCAACACCAGCACCUUUCCCAUGCCGCGCCUAGCCAGCAGCAGCAGCAGUAUCCGUACCAAAGCACGUACCACAGCAACGGUCCAGUGCAGUCCACCGUCGCGGGCGAAAGCCUCCUCGCCGGUGGGAGCAACGCCAACCAACGCUCCACCUUCACGACACCCUCGAUACUGGCGCCCCAGAUGGCGUACGGGGGAGCACACACCACCGGCAGCAGCCUGACCGGGCGCACCGGCGACCUCUGGCCACCGUUCAGCGUGAGCGUCACGACGAUGCAAGCGUCGGCCGGGGCCGGUUCCAGUGCCGCCAGCUUCGUACCAUCGCACAGCAUAUUUCCCACCCUGUACUACAUCCCGGCGGCGGCGGCGGCCGCAACGGCCGCCCCCCAGCCCGCCCCGAUCACCGUGCCGUACAUGGCGGCCGGUGUCAUGUAUCCGCAUCCGCAGCUCUACCACCAGCAGUCGCUCCUGUACCCGCCGAUGAUGUACCACGCGAUGCCUUACCAGCCGCUUCCACCACCGUGCGGGCUUGACAGUGACACCCGAAAUCAUCAACACCAACAGCACCAGCAACAGCAGCAGCAACAGCAGCAGCAGCAACAGCAGCAGCAACAACAACGACAGCAACAACAGCAGCAACAGGCACAACGGCUUCAACCACAGCCCGGCCACAACACGUCGACUGGCGGUCCCGGGCUAGCCACCCCCGGUGGGAUAUCGGUCAGUCUCGGCCUACCAGCGACCGGUCAGCCUUCCGCACAAUCGGCCGAGGUGCCAGGUGUGCCGACCAACGCUGGCAGUGGUGGUGGCAAACACCCGGCACACAUGACCGUGCCACCGUCGGCCGGUAGCGGUUCCCAGUCGCAAACACCCUUCCAGCGUCCGUCCUCGCAGGCCACCUCGGUCAAAGCGGAACCGGGCUCGGCAUUGGGCAGCAUCGCUUCCGCUUCGAUCGUCGUCAAUCGGGCUUUUUCGGAAUCAUCCAAGAAGGAUCUCAUCGAUUCACCGCUCAUCUCCAACGUCGACUGCACGGACUGUGCGCUGGACGAGGUGCACGACAAGCACUGCGACACGACCGCGACCGGCAUUGACCGGCGGGUGAAUGGCGCUGGCACACGGCGCACCGACUCCGGACAGGGUGAUAAGCUCCCCAUGGGCAUCGGGAUCGGUGGCACGGCCGGCAACAACGGUGGUGAUCGCGAUGGAGGAGGUGUUGGCGAUGGCGGCGUUGUCGGACUGGGCGAGAUAAGCGACGAUAUGGACGAGUCCAGCUUUUCCAGCUUCUACUCGAGCUUCCUCAAGACGGACAACUCGUCCGAGGGACAGAACGGUGCGGAGCGGAAAGAGUCGAGCGAGAUGUGCUGGGAGAGUGGUUCGAACAAUGCCACGGCCACCACCAACCGAAUGCACGUGGAUGGCGACGGGUCCGACAAUCAGGCUGCACGUGACCGGGGUGGCAAGGGGAGUGGGGCGGGCGACGGUACGGGCACGAUGGUGCGGCCCAGCGGUGCCAAGCGGCGCCCCAAUCCGCCCUGGCUCGAUAACGUCUGCCAGACAAAGGAUCUCGUCUAUCGGUAUCAAAUUAACGAACGGUCGCUCAAGGAGCUGCUGGAUUCGGAUAAUUUGGCGUUGAAAAAAAUCAGCCAGCCCAUCCUGGUAAACGAUCAGCUGGGUCAGCUGUACCUGGAUCUCGAGCUGGAGGGCCUGUCGGCGAAGCUGUCGCUGAGCGAGGCGACCUCCGGCAGCAGCAGCGACGACUGCGACACCAAGGACAAAGCCAAAGUGAACAAGCGCAACAUGAAGUACAGCAAGCUGGUGAUGAUCUACGAGGAGAAUGCACCGUUCCCACCGCCGAACGAGUCGGAACCGUAGU
This is a messenger RNA of Anopheles merus, 9721 nucleotides long. RefSeq lists its product as uncharacterized. The record is from RefSeq and is a predicted model, not a curated record. The transcript has 7 exons. Gene Ontology annotation, molecular function: transcription corepressor binding; transcription cis-regulatory region binding. Gene Ontology annotation, biological process: entrainment of circadian clock by photoperiod; negative regulation of transcription by RNA polymerase II; circadian regulation of gene expression. Bases 4570 to 9720 code for a protein of 1716 amino acids. Gene Ontology annotation, cellular component: cytoplasm; nucleus. NCBI's taxonomy places the organism in Eukaryota, Metazoa, Arthropoda, Insecta, Diptera, Culicidae.